AAUUCCAUUUGAUUUGCGUUGCUACUUGCUAGGUUUUGACUUUUGACAAAUUGAAGAUUUUCUAGGGUUUGUUCUAUUUCUCUGUUUUUUAUUAGUCUCUCUGCCUCUAACAUUUAAUUUGUUACUAUUCUUCUGUGUGUGUAAGACUAAAAAAAACUCAGUCACUUACCCUAAUAUGGAUACUGAACCAAGGAAACGUAUGCAAACUCAUUCGGCUAAUCCUCGCGAAAUGGGUGUUCUAGGAUCCAGAGGUCUCCUCAAAGAAUCUGAGUUCAUAAGGCUUAUCCUUGAUGCACUUAUCUCACUUGGAUUAAAUGACACUGCAGCCUAUCUAGAGAACGAGUCUGGCAUUUCUCUCUACAAUCAUGUCACUACAAAGUUUCUGAAUCUAGUUAACAAUGGAGAAUGGAUCGAAAGCAUUAAGUCACUACCGGAUUUAGAUCUACAUAAUGAAAGGGCUGUGAAAUUCUUGCUUCUAGAGCAGGGUUUCUCUGAGCUUCUCGAGGAUGGACAUAUUGAUGCGGCCCAAAGAUUACUUGAGAAAGAGAUUUUUCCGCUUGGAGUUAACAAGCAGCUCGAGGAUGAGCUCGAAUCGAGAUUUUUUGCAGCUGGUGUAACUGCCAUUCCAAGGGUUGAGUUUGUAAAGAAACUGCGAAAAUCUUUUCCUCCUGAAGUUCUAAUCCCAGAAAGGAGGCUGGAGUGUUUGUUAGAGAGGACGCUUGAUCGUGACCGGACAAAUUGUUAUUUACAUAAUGUUCCUGAUUGUCAUAUGUCGAUAUUCUCUGAUCUUCAUCAUUGUGGGGUGCAUAAAUUUCCUUCUGAGACUUUACAGACAUUGGAGGAACAUACGGAUGAAGUCUGGUUCUUGGAAUUCUCACAUAAUGGCAAAUUUUUGGCUUCAUCUUCCAAGGAUAAAUCAGCAAUUAUAUGGGAGAUCGAUUCAAAGGGGAAGUUUUCACGGAAGCAUACACUUUUGGGACAUGAGAAGCCCGUGUUAAUGGUUUUAUGGAGUCCUGAUGAUACAGAAGUCAUUACUUGUGGAGAAGAUGAGGCUAUCAAGCGCUGGGAUGUUGGUUCAGGAGAAUUUCUUCGAUCUUAUGAAAGAAAUGGUGUUGGUUCUGUUUCUUGUGGAUGGUUUCAUGAUGGUUCAGGUAUAAUUGGUGGGAUGAAUGACAGAAACAUCUUGUUGUGGAAGUUAGAUGGGACUGAAAUAAAGCACGAGCUAAAACAACGGGAACAGAAGCUUUCUGAUGUAGCCAUGACGACUGAUGGGAAGUGGCUUGUAAGCAUGGACAAGGAAGAUGAGAUUACGUUUGCUAAUAGAGAAACAUGGGAGGUUCAGAAAUUGAUUAGAGAGCAAGGCACGAUAAACUCAUUCUCCCUUUCGAAAGACAGCCGGUUUAUCCUAAUUAGUUCAAAUACCAACGAUCUAACUUUGUGGGGUUUUGACCACGAAGAUCCGGAGAUGUAUCAUCAAUAUGAAGGCCACACGAGUGGGUCUAUUUUCAGGUCUUCCUUUGGUGGUUAUGAAGAAACAUUCAUUGCCAGUGGGAAUGAAGAUUGUCAGGUAUACAUAUGGGAAAGCGUAGAACCUACCAUACCUAUUAGUAAAUUGAAAGGACACUCAGGAGCUGUGAACUGCGUGAGCUGGAACCCAAUUAACCUGCAUAUGUUGGCUUCAGCAAGUGACGAUGGAACCAUCCGGAUUUGGGGGGGACGUGACCAGAAGUUGCAGAUGCUAACAGAUGAUGAUGAUGACGAUGAUGAUGAUUACCAUGAUGGUGAAGAUGAUUAUGAGCUGUUUCUCUGUGAGUGCCAUAAUAUUCCGAAUAGUGAUUUGUCCCUAAGCUCUGAUCAUCAUUGUGGGAUCCAUCAAAUUCCUUCGGAGACUGUACAGACUUUGGAGAAACAUACGGAUGAAGUCUGGUUCUUGGAAUUCUCACAUGAUGGCAAGUAUUUGGCUUCAUCUUCCAAGGAUAAAUCAGCAAUUAUAUGGGAGAUCGAUGCACAGGGGAAGUUUUCGGAGAAGCAUAAACUUGUGGGACAUGAGAAGCCCGUGGUAAUGGUUUUGUGGAGUCCUGAUGAUAAACAAGUCGCUACAUGUGGAGAAAAUGAGGUUAUCAGGAGCUGGGAUGUUGAGUCAGGAGAAUUUAUUCAAUCGUAUGAAAGAAAUGGUGUUGGUUCUGUUUCUUGUGGAUGGUUUCAUGAUGGAUCAGGUAUAAUUGCUGGGAUGACAGACAGAAGCAUCUGCUUGUGGAAUUUAGAUGGGACUAAGCUAGUGCACGAGCAAGGUUCACGGGAACAGAAGCUUUCUGAUGUAGCCAUGACAACUGAUGGGAAGUGGCUUGUAAGCGUGGACAGGGUGCAUGUGAUCUCAUUGUUUAAUAGAGAAACCAGAACUGUGAGACUGAUUACAGAGGAAGACAUGAUUACCUCGUUCUCACUGUCGAAAAACAACAAGCAUCUUCUGAUCAAUCUCAUUACCCAGAAGAUCCAUGUCUGGAACAUUGAAGGCCAACCAUAUAAAUGUUUUGAAUAUAAUGGCCACAAGCGUAGUCGGUUUAUCAUCAGGUCAUGCUUUGGUGGCUAUGAAGACAGCUUCAUCGCCAGUGGGAGUGAAGAUUCUCAGGUGUACAUAUGGAUCAUGCGAAGAGCACAGAAGGAACCUUUUAGUGUAUUGCGAGGACACUCAGGAGCUGUGAACUGCGUGAGCUGGAACCCUAUUAACCUGCAUAUGUUGGCUUCAGCAAGUGACGAUGGAACCAUUCGGAUUUGGGGACUUGACACAAAGUUGAAGUGAUUCAAUGGUAACAGAUGAUGAUGACUUGGACUGCAGAUUAGUUUCAUUUGACAUUCAUCAUGUACAUAUGAUGAUAGAUAGGUUUUAGACAUUUGCAUUCUUCAUCCUCGUGAUGUUUUUACUUCUUUUGUCCAUAAUAGAACAGAAGCUGAAUG
Messenger RNA from Arabidopsis arenosa, 2955 nucleotides. The record is from the annotation of a GenBank genome assembly. NCBI's taxonomy places the organism in Eukaryota, Viridiplantae, Streptophyta, Magnoliopsida, Brassicales, Brassicaceae.